Hipposideros armiger (great roundleaf bat) is the source of this 1566-nucleotide messenger RNA. RefSeq names its product disintegrin and metalloproteinase domain-containing protein 29-like. Gene Ontology annotation, molecular function: metalloendopeptidase activity. Gene Ontology annotation, cellular component: external side of plasma membrane; plasma membrane; sperm head plasma membrane. The transcript has 3 exons. The record is from RefSeq and is a predicted model, not a curated record. The coding region runs from base 1 to 1566 and encodes 521 amino acids. Gene Ontology annotation, biological process: male gonad development; proteolysis. Lineage: Eukaryota; Metazoa; Chordata; Mammalia; Chiroptera; Hipposideridae.
AUGACAGGCUGGCUCUCCUACAGCCUGCGCUUCGGGGGCCAGAGACAUGUUAUCCGCAUGUGGCAUAAGAAACUGUUUUGGCCCAGACAUCUGCUGCUGAUGACUCAGGAUGACCAAGGAACCUUGCAGAUGGAUUACCCCUUUGUCCCCCUGGACUGUUACUACGUCGGUUACCUGGAGGGUGUUCCCCUUUCCACAGUCACCAUGGAUACAUGCGAUGGGGGCCUGGAAGGCAUUAUGAAGCUGGAUGACCUUGCCUAUGAAAUCAAACCCCUCAAGGAUUCCCAAAGGUAUUACAUCAGCGUCAUGGUCAUUUUUCAUGAAGGGGACCCAGCCUCCAUGAGCUCCUAUGACGUGCCAGGAGCUCAGCACAUUGGGAGGACUAUUGGUCUGCACUAUGAUGCAGACACUUGUGUUUGCCAGAGAAGGACCACCUGCAUUAUGCACAGAUACCCUGUGCUGACAGAUGUCUUCAGCAACUGUUCCUUCUCAUACCUGCAAAAUGUUUUCACCAUGGACCAUGCCCCAUCAUGCCUGUUCAUGACUGACAUCGUGUACACAAACAGGACCUUGGCAGUCGCUCAGUGUGGAGACGACGUCGUGGACGAAGGCGAGCAGUGUGACUGCGGCUCCUUCAAGCACUGUUAUAGCAACCCGUGCUGUAACAGCGACUGUAGUCUGACGCCUGGGAGCGCCUGUGAUGUAGACAGGUGCUGCACAAACUGCACCUACUCCCCUCCUGGGACGCUCUGCAGACCCAUCCAGAAUGUAUGCGACCUCCCCGAGUACUGCCUGGGGAGCACCUCCACAUGCCCUGAAAAUGUUUAUCUGCAAGAUGGAACCCCGUGCACAGAGGAGGGCUACUGCUACCAUGGCAACUGCACCGACCGCACCAUGCACUGCCGAGAGAUCUUCGGUGAAGGGGUCGUGCAGGGUCCAGACGUCUGCUAUGCUAUAAACAAAAAAGGCCACCGAUUCGGGCACUGCAGGAAAGUCGCUGUGGCUUUCAAUCCUGAUGCUUGCAGGGAAGAAGACAUUAAAUGUGGACGGCUGCAGUGCACCAAUGUCACUCAUCUGCCGCGGUUGCAGGAGCAUGUCGGGUUCCAUCAGUCUCUGAUAUCAGGGGUCUUGUGCUUUGGGGUGGACUUGCACCGUGGGACAGAGACAACUGACGUUGGUCAUGUGAGAACUGGUACCCCCUGUGGCUUUGGAAAGUUCUGUCUUAAUACCUACUGCAAUGGUACUAUGGCUGCAAUAGUAUAUGACUGUGAGCCUUCAAAAUGCAACCGCAGAGGAGUUUGCAACAAUCAAAACAACUGCCAUUGCCAUGUAGGCUGGAAGCCUCCAGAAUGCAUACAAAAAGGUGCCGGUGGGAGUGUCAACAGUGGCCCCCCUCCGAGAAGAAUGCGGUCGGUAUCACAAAAUAUUGAGUUAGUGGUGUAUUUCAGAGUGGUCGUCGGCCGUUUGUAUGCCAUCAUAGCGGGAGUCCUCCUUGGAGUGGCCACCAAUGUGAGAACUAUCAAGAGCACUACAGUCGCAGCAGGGACGGUGGGAGCUAAACAAUAA